AUGGGGCAAACACAAAGUUAUACUAGCAACCGUCCUUUAAAAGAUAUUAACACCGUUGGAGGUAGUAGUGGGGGAGGAGGAGGAGGAAUUAAAAAAGGAAUAUCUACUACUGGUCAACAAAAGAAACAAUCAAUUUCUUCUGUUCCAAUUAAUUUUCGUCAACGAAAUAAAGUACCUGAACAACGUCAAAAAACUCCAAGUAGUCGUAACUUCCACCCUUCACAAAAAAGGCAAACAGAGCAAAAACGGCAAAGUAGAAGUCAAAGUCUUGACCCAAAGGCAGUUAAUCAAAUAAAAACUGUUUUUGGAUCAGCUCGUUGUUCUCCAAGAACAACUACAAAUUCAAAAAAGAGUAUUUCAAACCGUGAAAAGGAACUUUGGAAUCCAGAAAAGGCAGCAGCUCAAUUAAUUGGUUUACAACUACAAAAUCCCCACACUGCACAACAAAAUUUGCUUUGUUUAGUUGGAGGGAAAUUAAAACAAACAAAUACAAAUUUAAAUAAUAAUAUUGGACAAUCACCUCGUCCUUUUCGAAAACAAAGUGGACAAUUUUGUAGUUUUGAUUUGGAUUUUAGAAUUUAUGAAAAACAGUUGGAGAUACUUGGGGUUAUGGAGCGAGAUAUAAGUCCCAGAAGGAGAUAUGUACUCUCUCCAAAUUUAUAUUUAUGUAAAAUGGAAGUUUUCGUCCAUCAAGAGAGGGAGAGUUUCUUUUAA
This is a messenger RNA of Meloidogyne enterolobii, 714 nucleotides long. The record is from the annotation of a GenBank genome assembly. Lineage: Eukaryota; Metazoa; Nematoda; Chromadorea; Rhabditida; Meloidogynidae.